Pteropus alecto (black flying fox) is the source of this 3132-nucleotide messenger RNA. RefSeq names its product secretion associated Ras related GTPase 1A (gene SAR1A). The transcript is spliced from 8 exons. Gene Ontology annotation, cellular component: COPII vesicle coat; endoplasmic reticulum exit site. NCBI's taxonomy places the organism in Eukaryota, Metazoa, Chordata, Mammalia, Chiroptera, Pteropodidae. Gene Ontology annotation, molecular function: GTP binding; GTPase activity. Gene Ontology annotation, biological process: endoplasmic reticulum to Golgi vesicle-mediated transport; vesicle organization; membrane organization. Bases 300 to 896 code for a protein of 198 amino acids. The record is from RefSeq and is a predicted model, not a curated record.
GGGGGCAAGCACGCGCCCGGAAGUCCCGGGGGAGGGAAUGUUACGUAUAUCCGGCGAGUAGCUGGCGGUCCGGGUUGCUGCUGGGUUGUGUGCUCUGAGGGAGGGUCGAAGCCGCCCGCCGCCUCCGGAGGAACCCCCUAGGCCUGCAUCGAUGUGACAUUUUGAUCCAGAUUAUUGAUGGGACUGAUUUCCUAGAGGUUUUGCUAACUGGUAGACAGCAGUGGUGUAUCUAGGGAAUGUGAAUGAGCAGCUGCCUGGAGGAGUGAGUCACACAGAAAAAGAGGUAGUAAGCGUUAAUAAUGUCUUUCAUCUUUGAAUGGAUCUACAAUGGCUUCAGCAGUGUGCUCCAGUUCCUAGGACUCUACAAGAAAUCUGGAAAACUUGUAUUCUUGGGUUUGGACAAUGCAGGCAAAACCACUCUUCUGCACAUGCUCAAAGAUGACAGAUUGGGCCAACAUGUUCCAACAUUACAUCCAACAUCAGAAGAGCUGACAAUUGCUGGAAUGACUUUUACAACUUUUGAUCUUGGUGGGCAUGAGCAAGCACGUCGGGUUUGGAAAAAUUAUCUCCCAGCAAUUAAUGGGAUUGUCUUUCUGGUGGACUGUGCAGAUCAUUCUCGCCUCAUGGAAUCCAAAGUUGAGCUUAAUGCUUUAAUGACUGAUGAAACAAUAUCCAAUGUGCCAAUCCUUAUCUUGGGUAACAAAAUCGACAGAACAGAUGCAAUUAGUGAAGAAAAACUCCGUGAGAUAUUUGGGCUUUAUGGACAGACCACAGGAAAGGGGAAUGUGACCCUUAAGGAGCUGAAUGCCCGCCCCAUGGAAGUGUUCAUGUGCAGCGUGCUCAAGAGGCAAGGCUAUGGAGAGGGCUUCCGUUGGCUCUCCCAGUAUAUUGACUGAUGUUUGGACAGUGAAAAUAAAAGAGUUUUACUCCUCUGGACUGAUCCUAUUCACAACUUCCUCAUGAACUUUUCUAAUAGAACAAGGAAAGCUCUCCAACUAUGUCUGGCAUUGAGAAGCCAACAGUCUCUGUCAGCUCUCCCAUCGCCCAGUGGUGAUAUGUGCUCUUCUCCACACUGCCCGGAGGUAACGCUGCCCCAUGUGCUGGUGCAGGUCAGCAUCCUGGGACUUGGAAACUGGCAGGAUUUGCUGGGUAACGCUGUGUGCCAUCAUGGGGCACGGGAAAAGAAAAACACGUCUCACCACUGUGGUUAAUUUCAAAAGAAAGCGAUUCUAUUUUUUAAAGAAAGUGUUGUUAAUGUAAUUGGUUUCCCUCCUAACUUUCUGAGUUUACAAUUUACUUGGUCCAGAGUUUUCUAUUCCCUUUUUUUUUUUUUAAAUCUAGUGAAUGGCAUUUAGAUACUUCAUAAAAUUAUGCACAGAUACAUGUUGGAGGCUCGUCAAGUGAACUUAAUCUUGUUGAGUUAGCAGGUUGCUGAGAGAAGCUCCCCUGUCUGUUGAACUGCCUUAUAGCAGGUGGCAUCACCUUGUACACAGAGAACUAGGAAAGGGCAGAAUCCUGCCCUCGCAGUUCAAGCAGGUUUCCACUGUGGCAAGCUAGGGUUAUUCCUCAUCAUGGAGUGUAUAGCAGAUUAUUCACUGCAGAGGAGUUAAUUAUUGAGUGGGUUAUUAUUAUUACUUAUAAAGUUAAGAAUUUCAGCCCAUCUUUGCUUUUAACUGUUACAAAGUUUCAUUUCCCUAUAGCACCUUUUUCAUUUUCAGUUAUACAAAGUUGUUAUAUACUACAGAUGUGUGUCAUUUACUUUUGCACAUAUUCCAGGGGGAGUUUUUCUGAAUAGGAGAAUCGGUUUUUCUGAAUAGAAGGGCUCUUAAUUUUGUCACUUGAGAACUUAAAAAUCUGGUAGUGUAGCAUUUGGUUGAAUCUAAGAAAGAUUUACACAGUGGGCUUUAAAUUUUCCACUUGCAGAAUUUGGUCUCUUUAUUGGACUGUUCAUGAACUUACAUCAAUUUUCUUUGGUAUUUAAAGGUUAACAUCUGUAGCUUUUCCUUUUGUGUGUGUGUGUGAAAUUGCCUUUCUCUGUUCCAGAAAUAAGCUGGAGAAACUAAUCCAAGAAUCUUAUGUAGAGCUAUUUCUUUUGAGCCCAUAUCACUUAUUGUCAGUAAGCACCCAGUACAGAAGUCUCCGAAUCUCCAGUAGUGUGAUGAGGAUUAUUUUUAUAUCCUUAUUUCUUAAUGCCAUAUGUGAAAUUGGAUUUUCAUGAUCUUAACCAAUUUUCUACCCUUGCAGUAAAAGAUGAUGGGAAGGGAGAUGGUCUUAAGGGAGGAUAUCUUCAUUCCUUUUUCCUUUAAUGAAUGAUUAGAGGUAGUUUCCUCAAAAUUGAAAAUUGUUAUGAUGAUGCUUAUUUGCAGAGGAUUGAAUUCAGUGGAUUCUUGCUUCUAAUGUGAGGGGAGGGAAAGUGGAUAAUAUUCCUGGGGUGAGAGAGUAUCAUUCUUUAGUUGGAUUUCUCGUUGUUAGUCUUCAGUACUGACCUGUUGGGAAAGCAUACUUUUCACUGCCAGGUCCAAAUGUAGAGGCUCAGUGAAGUAUAAAUCUGGGAAGAGCAUGACUUUCAUUAACGAGCAAGUUUAGCUGGAUUAAGACAAAAUUGUUGGUUUGGAAAGGGGUUAAAGCCUUAAGUGAAUAAGUCUAGCUAAUGGUGAAAUAAUUAGGUAGUUAACCUUCAUACUUUUAAUUUCCUUUGGCUAAAGGUAAUCCAUACUUCUCUAUCCAGAGACAUGAAAAAUAUGAUUGUUUUAGUGUUUUUCCUGUUUUUGUUUUACCCCUAAUCACUUUGUAGCAAGCUAGAAAAUUAUGGCUUCUAUGCAGGGUGGCUCUUUGUGAAAGUGGUCUAUUUUGGCCACUGGAGAAAGAGGGGAUUGAAAAGUCAAGUAGCACUUGUCUAUUUCUUGGACCACAGAAAACAUUUCCUAUAAUAAAAUAGUAGAAAGAAGCUGCUGUUGAGCUUGGCUCCUAACAGCAGGGAUCAGAGCUUCGUACAGGAACUCCCAUGAAUUGAGACUUUUCAUUCUGUUUUAUCAGAGUGCAUAUAUGUCCUAUUUCAGGAAAAGUAAAACAGUCAUUUACAAAAGAAAGUCAAUCUGUAUCCUAAGCAUUUUAAUAAAAAGUUGAAACAAA